UAUUGGAGAUGUUUGGUAGAAGCUCUUGUCAUUGGUCGAGCAACCGGUCGGGUUAGUCAGUUUUUACUUUUCAGGAGAAGAAGAAGAAACAAAACCCGAAACCAGAUUCGUCUCUCUGCAAAAUCGAGACGUUGUCGGAAUCGCACUUCUUCUUCUUGUUCAAUCGACAAUCAGUAGGUCGAAAUUCAAGAAAGAUGGUGGUGUCGCCAAAGAUAGCUCCAUCAAUGCUGUCUUCGGACUUUGCAAAUCUGGCGGCAGAGGCCAAGCGGAUGGUUGAUUUGGGCGCUGACUGGCUUCACAUGGACAUCAUGGACGGGCAUUUUGUCCCGAAUCUAACCAUUGGUGCUCCUGUCAUCGAGAGUUUGAGAAAGCACACAAGUGCAUAUCUUGAUUGCCACCUAAUGGUGACGAACCCCAUGGAUUACGUGGAGCAGAUGGGUAAAGCUGGGGCUUCUGGUUUCACAUUCCACGUUGAGGUGGCCAAAGAGAACUGGCAAGAACUUGUGAGUAAGAUUAGGUCUGCUGGGAUGAGGCCAGGUGUGGCUCUAAAGCCUAGAACACCUGUUGAAGAUGUCUAUCCUCUGGUUGAAGGGGAAACUCCAGUAGAAAUGGUGCUAGUGAUGACGGUGGAGCCUGGAUUUGGAGGUCAGAAGUUCAUGCCCAGCAUGAUGGACAAGGUCAGGGCAUUGAGGCAGAAGUAUCCAACGCUAGAUAUCGAGGUGGACGGAGGGUUAGGCCCAUCGACUAUAGAAGCAGCGGCUGCAGCAGGGGCCAACUGUAUCGUAGCUGGAAGUUCAGUGUUUGGAGCUCCGGAGCCAGGCAAAGUCAUUUCUCUUUUGCGGACCAGUGUUGAGAAAGCCCAACCCAUCACCUGAGUGCACUGCCCGUUUCUAAUAUUUAUGCACCCACCAAAGGCAAUAAUAAUUUUACGACAACUAUAAUUUAAGAGCUGAAACAUACAAAAAGAAUCGUUCAAACAUUUCCUUAGUAGUUUGAUGAUAUUGCACUUGUGUAAUGGAAUGUUUCGUAUUGUCAAGCAAACUUGGUCAUACAGUAAGAAUGUUUUCGUAAAAUGGUAAA
Molecule: messenger RNA, 1080 nt
Organism: Brassica oleracea var. oleracea
Lineage: Eukaryota; Viridiplantae; Streptophyta; Magnoliopsida; Brassicales; Brassicaceae
Product: ribulose-phosphate 3-epimerase, cytoplasmic isoform
Exons: 8
Coding region: 195-875 (226 amino acids)
Biological process (GO): pentose-phosphate shunt, non-oxidative branch; carbohydrate metabolic process; pentose-phosphate shunt
Cellular component (GO): cytosol
Molecular function (GO): metal ion binding; D-ribulose-phosphate 3-epimerase activity
Source: RefSeq, a predicted model, not a curated record